Molecule: messenger RNA, 2043 nt
Organism: Tachysurus fulvidraco (yellow catfish)
Lineage: Eukaryota; Metazoa; Chordata; Actinopteri; Siluriformes; Bagridae
Exons: 7
Coding region: 506-1429 (307 amino acids)
Molecular function (GO): catalytic activity
Source: RefSeq, a predicted model, not a curated record
UGUAUGUAUGUAUGUGUGUAUGUAUGUGUGUGUGUGUGUGUGUGUCUUAUUUUCUGGCUUUGUGAUGAUUCACAUUCUUUAUUUUUCAUAUUCUUUAAAUAAUGGCAAUAGUAUUAAAUUAUCGAUGAUACUAUUAAUCCCUGAGGAUCAAUAUUCGCUAUACAAAGUUUUGUUAAUUAAGUUUUGUAAAUUAUUUGGCCGUAAACGCGCAGAUGGCUUUUAUUUUGAUAUCGAAAACGACUUGUUAUUUCUGGCUUCAACACUAAAUUUCCUUACUAACUUUGAACCAAGGGUUUUCUGGACAAAAUCUAAUCCCAAACGCUCGGCUGUAUGUCUGUUAACGUGAACAUUAACCCUUUUGUAAAGCCGGGCUGUUCUUAUGAACACCUUCAUUUAGCGAUUUGUUUGCAGCUGUUAUUUGUUGACUGUACGGGUUGCCAGGUUUAGCCGAAUUCAAGGCUGUUUGUUUGUUAACACCAGAUACAGAUACCAGCUGUCUCACACAAUGCUCUUUAAGUUUCCUCGGCCAUCCUUACUUAUUAAUUGUUUUCUGACCGGAAAAUCUGGGCUACAUGACCGGUGUUUUCUUGGCGCAAGAAAGCGGUUCUGCAGCUCUGGGUGCACGUCCCAUGAGCGCCAUACAUCAGGUCAGACAGUGGUUAUUGAAAGGCAAGGGCCAGUGCUUACUGUGGGCAUUAACAGGCCAGAGGUGCGUAAUGCUGUGAACCAAGAGACAUCCCAGCGGUUGUUUGAAGAGUUUUCAGCCUUCGAACAGGAUGAUACCUUCAGUGUAGCUGUGCUACAUGGAAUAGGAGGACAUUUUUGUGCUGGUUAUGAUCUUAAAGAACUCUCCCAGCAUUCCAGUUCCCUCAGACUGGAGCAAAAUGUAACCGAAGGUCCUGCACCAAUGGGACCAUCUCGCCUGAGAUUAUCAAAGCCAUUGAUUGCAGCAGUGAGUGGCUAUGCUGUGGCAGGGGGGUUGGAAUUGGCCCUGUUAGCUGAUCUCCGGAUUGUGGAAACCAGUGCAAUUUUCGGGGUUUUCUGCCGCAGAUUUGGUGUCCCGCUCAUUGAUGGUGGAACGGUGCGGCUGCCACAGCUAAUUGGUUUGUCUCGAGCUCUAGACCUUAUUUUGACUGGAAGACCUGUAGGAUCUCAAGAGGCACUAGCAUUUGGACUAGCAAACAGAGUGGUACCAGAUGGACAAGCCUUACAGGUAGCUGUGGAGCUUGCUGAGCAGAUAAGCUCCUUUCCUCAGCUCUGUCUCCGUGCUGAUCGUAACUCUGCCUAUCAUGCAUCUUUUGACUCCAGCUCAUUCACCCAUGCCAUGCAAUAUGAGACAGACUAUGGCCUGCCAGUACUCACAGCUGAAGCUGUCCCUGGGGCAACCAGCUUCAGCUCUGGCACUGGAAGAGGUGGAAAAUUCUCUUGAUAGACCUGAUAAAUGUUUCUUUCCCUCCAAUAACAAUGUGCUAGUAAUUACUGUAGUCCUGUUUUGUAGUAUUGCAUUUGAGAGAAAAGUGUGUGUGUAUGAUAAACAAUCUAUGAAUAACAAAUAUAGAGCAUAAACUCACUGGUCACGUUAUUUUGAUCACCUGUUGAUCUGCCAAUUAUAUGGCAGCAGCACAAUGACAUCAUGCAAUCUGUGUUCAAGAGCCUCAAUGUUUAUUGAAUUGGCAGAAGACAUUAUGGUGUACACUUUUUGGCAACCAUAAAUUUUAUUUAGUAACACUUGUUUUUUUUUUAUGGUAAAUGAGUAUUGAAAACAUAAAAAAAAAAAAAUUAAUGGAAUUUGCUAAAUCAAACAUAUUUACAGUAAGCUACUCUAAAAAACUGCAAAUCUAAUUACAGUUUACCUCAGUGAUAAACACUGUAUACCUGUAUAUUACAGUAUUCUAUUGCAAAGUUCAUCUUCAGAGUAAAUCAUCUGCAGCUGUCAUUUCCAGAAUUUCAUUGCAACAUAAUGCAGUAGACAAAGCAUUACAGUUGGUUGCCAUUGAUUUUAGUUAACAAUUUGCAAAGAAAUAAAGUUCAUUGUAAACUAAA